AUGAAUCCAUCAAAUUGUUCACCAUUACUCGUUCAGAAAAUGUUUCAAUCGUUAUUGUCUAGCACAACUUCACCAAUUUCUCCAACUUCGUCUCAUCAAAAACUAGCUGCAGCAACAACGUCACAGCCUUUAACAUCACCACCUUCAAAAAAUUCUAUUCGUUAUAUUGAAAACGAUCAAAAUGGUCGUCGAGAAAAAUAUGAUGGUCAUCGUUGGAGACUUGCUUGUACAUGGAAUACAUAUGAGUGUACAAAUAUUGCUUAUAGUAAUCAAUUAUGUAAUAAACAUAAUGCAUUACGGCGAAAUAAAGAAUUACCAAAAAGAAAACGGAAACCAUUACUAACUCAUACAUCAUUACCGAUCAUGAAUCAAUACAAUGCAAAUGAUGAACACGAUGAUGAUAAUGACCUUGAAAUUCUUGAAGAAUAUUGUAAAAAUCCAACUAAUCGUUGUUCUCUGAGCAGUAAUAUUAAAUCAGAAACUCAUGAGUUUAAUAUAUUUUCUGUAGAAAAUAUCAACGAUGGUAAUAUAUUUGACACCAUUAAAUCAGAACCAAAGAUGGAUACAGUUGCACCGGAAUAUUUCUAUGAUUUUCUUCUUCGUCAUCCCCAAGUAACACUUCAUUAUGGCAAUUGGUUUCUACGAUGUAAACCUAUACCACCAACAACUGGCUGUUUAAUUGAUACAAAAGUAUGGACCUUAAGUAUGACAGUACGAGGUGCCAUGACAUCUGAUAGUAUGACUGAUGAAUGCGCUUAA
Rotaria sp. Silwood2 is the source of this 759-nucleotide messenger RNA. NCBI's taxonomy places the organism in Eukaryota, Metazoa, Rotifera, Eurotatoria, Philodinida, Philodinidae. The record is from the annotation of a GenBank genome assembly.